AUGGCAGCAGCAGCAACAGCAGCAACAAUAGCAGCAGCAACAGCAGCAGCAGCAGCAUCAACAACAACAGCAGCAGCAGCAACAGCAGCAGCAGCAGCAGCAGCAGCAGCAGACGUCGGCCCACGACUGCGUCAGCGUCUGCAGCACCGGGGCCAAAAUCUGGCAGCAGCAGCAGCAGCAGCAGCAGCAGCAGCAGCGCAGCAGCAGCAGCAGCAGCAGCAGCAGCAGCAGCGCAGCACAGGGGCAGUUAUAUGGAUUAAGAGCAAUGAAGAAAAAAAGGAAUAA
Molecule: messenger RNA, 285 nt
Organism: Eimeria necatrix
Lineage: Eukaryota; Apicomplexa; Conoidasida; Eucoccidiorida; Eimeriidae
Exons: 2
Coding region: 1-285 (94 amino acids)
Source: RefSeq, a predicted model, not a curated record